AUGGGGAGGAAAAAGAUCCAGAUCCAGAGGAUUACGGAUGAAAGGAACCGGCAGGUGACCUUCACCAAGCGGAAGUUUGGGCUGAUGAAGAAGGCCUACGAGCUGAGCGUCCUCUGCGACUGCGAGAUCGCCCUGAUCAUCUUCAACCACUCGAACAAGCUCUUCCAGUAUGCCAGCACAGACAUGGACAAGGUGCUGCUGAAGUACACCGAGUACAACGAGCCCCACGAGAGCCGGACCAACGCAGACAUCAUCGAGACCUUAAGAAAGAAAGGUUUUAAUGGUUGUGAGAGUCCCGAACCCGACGGGGAAGACUCCAUUGACCAGAGCCCGCUGACGGAGGACAAAUACCGGAAAGCCAGUGAGGACCUGGACAACUUCUUCAAGCGCUACGGCUCCUCCGUUCCUGCUCCCAACUUUGCCAUGCCUGUGACGGUGCCAAUGGCCAACCAGAACGCCCUGCCAUUCAGCAACCCCGGGGGCUCCCUGGUGACCCCAUCGCUAGUGACGUCCUCCUUGACCGACCCCCGGUUGUUGUCCCCGCAACAGCCAGCCCUCCAGCGCAACACCGUCUCCCCGGCGCUCCCGCAGAGGCCGGCCAGCGCAGGGGCGAUGCUCGGAGGGGAGCUCGGCAACACGAAUGGAGCCUGUCCCAGCCCGGUGGGCAACGGCUACGUCAGCGCCAGGGCCUCCCCGAAUCUCCUCCCCGUCUCCAACGGAAACAGUUUAGGCAAGGCCGUCCCAGCAAAGUCACCCCCGCCGCCUCCCACACACAGCAACCCACUGGCCACGAACAUCCGUAAGCCGGACCUCCGUGUCAUCACCUCUCAGGGCGGGAAAGGCCUCAUGCAGCACCUGACGGACGAUCAGUUGGAUCUGAACGCCCAAAGACUCAUGGUGUCUCAAGCCACGCAUUCUUUGACCACGCCGGUCGUUUCGGUGGCCACGCCCAGCCUGCUGACCCAGGGGCUGCCCUUCUCAGCGAUGCCCACGGCGUACAACACAGACUACCAGCUGAGCAGUGUGGAGCUCUCCUCCCUCCCGGCCUUCAGCUCGCCCACCAGCCUGUCUCUGGGCAGUCUCUCUGCCUGGCAGCCACAACCACAACAGCUGCAGCCGCAGCCGCAGAUCCCGGCCUCCCUCAGCAACUUAAUACAAGGAAGCCGUCUGCCGCACGCUGCUGCCGCCGCCGCCUCCAUCUGCGCCGCCACCUUGACAGUCAACACCAGCCCCAGCAUCAGCAUCAAGUCGGAACCCGUCUCACCUAGCCGGGAGCGCAACAGUGGCACCCCGCUCUCCUCCUCUCCCUUCUCCCACCAGGCCCGCCACGAGCCCAGCGGACGCUCGCCCGUGGACAGUCUCAGCAGCAACGCCAGCUCCUACGAGGGCCCCCCCGAGCGGGAGGACCCCUCCCGGCCCGACUUUGGCUCCUCCCUCGGGCUCCUGAGACCCAGCGCCGAGGCCGAGGGGGAGAACCCCUCCAUCAAACGCAUGCGCUUGGAUGCCUGGGCCACGUAA
Molecule: messenger RNA, 1518 nt
Organism: Protobothrops mucrosquamatus (brown spotted pit viper)
Lineage: Eukaryota; Metazoa; Chordata; Lepidosauria; Squamata; Viperidae
Gene: MEF2D
Product: myocyte enhancer factor 2D
Exons: 10
Coding region: 1-1518 (505 amino acids)
Biological process (GO): positive regulation of transcription by RNA polymerase II; cell differentiation
Molecular function (GO): protein dimerization activity; RNA polymerase II cis-regulatory region sequence-specific DNA binding; DNA-binding transcription factor activity, RNA polymerase II-specific
Source: RefSeq, a predicted model, not a curated record